GCCUUUCACAAUGUCAGAUUUGAGAUGAACGCAGUAAGUAGUCAAACAUACUGGAUUAUCAGAACAUCCGGGUCAUGAUUUUAUUAUAACAGAGCCAAUAGGCAAUGAUGAUGAAAAUACAAAACUCAUUAUCCUCCAUGGGGUAUCUAGGUCGUAACUAAAGAUGAAAAUAUUCCAAUACAACUUGCAACAUGUGCAAGUCGUUAUGACAAGAUUUAUGGCGUUUUCGCCAAUGUUCUUGGUACUUGGUCCUUUCAAUCAAACACUGUAUCAUGAAACGUACCGCGCUUCUCAUGAACAAGGGAGCGCAAGAUAUUCGGCUCUUAUUUGGACUGCCGAGGCCACUGGUUGUGUUGUGCACCUCCUCUGUGGUGCUUUCGCCAAAUCACAUGUCAUGGUGAAUUCAUGGUCCCAGGGAUACGUAAGAAAAUAUGCCCUUCACCUCGUCUUCCCAUUUCUACAGUAAAUUUCUGCAGGGCUUUAUGGUUGGAAGAAGUGACAAUGCCCUGGCGAGCUGGCGCGCUCAAAGAUAGUCAUGGAACUGUCUAUACGUUGCGGGAUUU
Aaosphaeria arxii CBS 175.79 is the source of this 563-nucleotide messenger RNA. RefSeq lists its product as uncharacterized. The record is from RefSeq and is a predicted model, not a curated record. The coding region runs from base 164 to 466 and encodes 100 amino acids. The transcript has a single exon. Lineage: Eukaryota; Fungi; Ascomycota; Dothideomycetes; Pleosporales.